CCUUCGUUUUAAAGCCUCUGAUUCUGAGCCAUUUUACAUUUUCUUCGUUGAGCAGAAACCUAAAGGCUAAAGCCUAGAACUUUCUUCCUUUACACCUCGCUGGAACCAGCGAUGGAUCCUCAGCCCGAGCCUGUCAGCUACAUAUGCGGAGAUUGUGGAAUGGAGAAUACGCUGAAGCCCGGUGACGUUAUACAGUGCCGUGAGUGCGGUUACCGUAUUCUUUACAAGAAGCGCACUCGUCGUAUUGUCCAGUACGAGGCACGCUGAAGAAAACAGCUAUAACGUUUGCAAGUAAUUUCCAUGAAGAAAUUGUUACUACAUCUGUGUUGUGUGAUAUUGAAGAACUACUUUUAAUUCUACAGUAGAUUGCUUUUUGGGUGAUGUUUAGCAAAGGAUAAAAACUUUGAAAUGUGAAUAUAUUACAAACAUCCGUGUUUCAUUAGUUUGCAAUUUUAUCCCUACUAUGGUUAAGAAAAAAGUUUCAUCUAAAAGGAUUGGUGCUCAAAAUGGAUCAACUUGCUA
Molecule: messenger RNA, 522 nt
Organism: Glycine soja
Lineage: Eukaryota; Viridiplantae; Streptophyta; Magnoliopsida; Fabales; Fabaceae
Product: DNA-directed RNA polymerases II, IV and V subunit 12
Exons: 3
Coding region: 112-267 (51 amino acids)
Biological process (GO): DNA-templated transcription
Cellular component (GO): RNA polymerase II, core complex; RNA polymerase I complex; RNA polymerase III complex
Molecular function (GO): DNA-directed RNA polymerase activity; DNA binding; zinc ion binding
Source: RefSeq, a predicted model, not a curated record